AUGAGAACAAAAUCAGAGAAGUUCAGAGAGAUGAUUCAACAGCUGGCUCUGAUCACAAUCCUUGGACUAGCAUGGACGACAGUAACUGGACUGCCGUGCACUCAGAUGUUUCCAUCUCAGUCGCCCCCUUCAAAUAUUAACAGUGUUAGGCCAUCAGAUGUGUCCGUGCUUUCCUCCAUUGGACUACACAUGCACAGCACGGAGCUGUCCAGGGUGGUGUCAAGGCUCAGAGAGCUGAUGACACUGUUCAACCCUGCGCUCGUCAGUGGUCUCUCAGAUGAAACAAAUCUGUAUGCCCCUGAAUUUGUUCAACACAGAACGCUGGUGGAGCAGGCAAACGAAGUGUCCCUCCACCUCCAAAAAAAUCAGGCCAUUAAUGUCGACAGAGAUUGGAAGCUGAUGCUUCUUUUUGUUCCGGUGGAUCAGCUCUGUGCCUGUGAGCAGCAGCAGGUUCAGUCUCUUAUCAAAGCCAUGGUUGAAGAGGUGGAUGAUGCACUGCAGCUGCUGCACUCGCAGCUGAAGCGAACCAUCGUCAGUGUUGCAUUAUGGGAUGGAGAGAGUGACAGUUCCCAAAACAAGAUGUGUCGAUGCAUUGAGACAAAUGGUGAAGGAGAAGCCAGACUUCUGAGGGCCAUGCUGAGUCACGCUCUGCAGGAGUCUUUGGAUGAGCUCAUGGUAAAGAGGCGUUGGUUCAGUGACAGAGAUGACUUCACUGUUGUUGUGCAGGACGCACCUUUUGUCACAGGCGUUUCAUCUGUCUCUAGUGGGAAGCCUCUUUCUGUGACACAAGCAUCACAGCAGACUGAUAAACUGAUGGUGCAGAUGUGGACGAAUCUGCUGCAGCCAACAAGUGACCAACAUAACACAGAAGACAAUGGAAACCUCAUCACACUGCCGUGUCCAACUGAGGGCCGACCCUUCCUGAGGACGGAGGGAAACUCUCCUUCAAAUCACCACCGUGAUGCCUCUCCUCUCUUUCACCCUUUAACAGGCACAGAGAUGACCUGUGAGGACUUCAGCCCCUCACCCUCCACACCCACCUCAGUUCAUGAACUAAGGCCUGCAGAUAUCAAAGUGGUGGCUGCUGUGGGAGACUCUCUGACAGCAGGAAACGGUAUCGCGUCCAGCCCGAGCAACGUCCUGGAUGUCCUUAGACAGUACAGAGGUUUGUCCUGGAGCAUUGGUGGAGAUGAAAACCUCACAACUGUCACCACGCUGCCCAACAUCUUCAAGCAUUUUAACCAUGACCUGAUGGGCUACUCUGUUGGCAUGGGCAAGCAGAACACGCCUCAGGCUUUUCUCAACCAGGCUGUCGCAGGAGCGAAGAGCAAGGACAUACCUUCACAGGUGCGAGCCCUCGUGGCAAGGAUGAAGAAUGACUCUAGAAUCAAUUUUGAGUCAGACUGGAAGGUGAUCACCCUUUUCAUUGGUGGAAAUGACAUCUGCGACCACUGCUACAACUCUCUUUUUUACUCCAAAGAGAAUUUUAUUCGUAGUAUUCGUGACGGCCUGGAUUAUCUGCACAAAGAGGUACCGCGAGCUCUGGUGAACUUGAUCGAGCCUCUCCAUAUUACACCACUCAGAGAAAUGCACAUUGACGCUUCACUGAAAUGCCCAACAUGGCUGGUAAAGAUUCUGUGUCCUUGUGUCAUCUUGCCAAAGCCCAACUCUAAAGCUCUGCAGAAGGUGGAGGACAUCAAUAGAAACUAUCAGCGUUUACUGCAUGACCUUGUGGAGUCGAGUCGGUACGACACUCGCUCAGACUUCACUGUGGUCGUCCAGCCUUUCUUCAGAGAUAUCAACUUCCCCAGACUGCCGGAUGGCCGUGCUGAUCGCUCCUUCUUCAGUGCUGACUGCUUCCAUCUCAGCCAAAAGGCCCAGACGCAGAUGGCUCGCUCUCUCUGGAACAACAUGCUGGAACCUCUGGGCAAUAAAACUACUGUUCAGGACUUUACUGCAGACCUUGCACUGAAAUGUCCAACCAAGACGUCACCAUAUAUCCGGACCUAUAACAACAGCAAUUACACAUAUGCAGGUCCCUCUCCAACACCUGGACCUAUCAAAAAUUGGGGAAGUGACUUCUCCUGUGUGGACAUUGCUCCAUCUGACACCAUGCCAUCUUCAGUUCACAAGCUGAGACCAGCAGACAUUAAGGUGGUGGCAGCACUGGGAGACUCUUCAACGACAGGUAGGGGCGCAAAAGCAAAGAACCUGCUUGGCCUUGAUAAAGAGUAUAAAGGAGUAUCAUGGAGCAUCGGAGGGGAUUAUUCUCUAGAGAGGGUCACAACACUACCAAACAUCUUGAAGAAGUUCAACCCUUUUUUAAAGGGCUUCUCUAAAGGCCAGGGCGACAGGCAGAAGGCCUUCAACAUGGCUGUAUCUGGAGCUAAGACCUCAGAGAUCCCAGCACAAGCAGAAGCUCUCAUCAAGGCCAUGAAAGAAAAUAAGCAAGUGAAUUUUGACAAAGACUGGAAACUUGUAACUAUAUUUAUCGGAGGAAAUGAUCUUUGCCACUACUGCAUAGACCAAAAUAAUCUGUCCCCCAAGAACUACAGUCACAAUCUUAUGCUCACUUUGGACAUGCUUUACGAAGAGGUGCCAAGGCUGCUGGUUAAUGUUGUGACGAUACUGCAGAUAGACCCACUGAAAUCAGUUCAGAAGAACACUCUUGGCUGCUCCCUCUUGCAGAGAACCAGCUGUCCCUGUGUUAUCAACCCAGCUGAAAACUCCCCAGAGAUUGAAGAGAUAAAACGUAUCAAUCGCGACUAUCAGGCUGAGAUCCAGCAUCUUAUUUCAGGAAAUCGCUAUGAUGGAAAAGAAGACUUUUCUGUUGUCCUUCAGCCCUUUUUAAAGAAUUCCUUUAUACCUCGUAUUGGAGUGGGUGAGGCUGACUCGAGUUUCUUCUCUGUGGACUGUUUCCACAUCAGUGAGCGAGCUCAUGCUGAAAUGGCCAUUGGCCUGUGGAAUAAUAUGUUGGAGCCCGUAGGCAGAAAGCAGACCUACAACAACUUCACAUAUGACCGUUCCAAGAUUCACUGUCCCUCAGAGGCUAAUCCUUUCAUCUUCACCAAGAUCAACAGCUUACCAAGUCCACCAGUGACUACCACAACCACUCCUGUUUACACUCCUUCCACAACCACCACUGCUACCACCAGCAGCCCCGAGCCAACCAUCCUGCCCAAGUGUCCUUCCUCAGUGCCUGUGUGGGGGACAGUAAUCGUGGGAAUAACUAGUUUACUGGUUGGCAUUUUUGCCACCUCGCAAAUUUGCAGAUGUCAGCGUCAGAGAAACAAGUAGGUAAAGCCUUUGAAAUGAAAGAAGCCGGUUUUUGAUGCAGAUGCUCCCAUUGUGCUGCAUUUAUUAUGAACAAUAUAUUAAACUCUUAAAGCUCUAUCAAGCAAUUAUUGACCACUAUAGGGUAGAUGCCAGGGGGACUCCGAAAAAAUACUUGGGAAACAAAUGUGGCAAUGAUAUGUCAUUACA
Plectropomus leopardus (leopard coralgrouper) is the source of this 3483-nucleotide messenger RNA. RefSeq names its product phospholipase B1, membrane-associated-like. Gene Ontology annotation, biological process: phospholipid metabolic process. NCBI's taxonomy places the organism in Eukaryota, Metazoa, Chordata, Actinopteri, Perciformes, Serranidae. Gene Ontology annotation, molecular function: glycerophospholipase activity. The record is from RefSeq and is a predicted model, not a curated record.